Arabis nemorensis is the source of this 411-nucleotide messenger RNA. The record is from the annotation of a GenBank genome assembly. Lineage: Eukaryota; Viridiplantae; Streptophyta; Magnoliopsida; Brassicales; Brassicaceae.
AUGAGUAAAUUAUGGACUUUACUCUCUGCUCUUCAUUCCCUGGCUGGGCCCGUUGUGAUGCUGCUUUAUCCGUUAUACGCGUCCGUGAUAGCCAUAGAGAGCCCAUCUAAAGUAGACGACGAGCAGUGGCUUGCUUAUUGGAUUCUCUACUCUUUCCUUAGUCUCUCGGAACUCAUCCUUCAGUCUCUCCUAGAGUGGAUACCGAUAUGGUACACGGCGAAGCUAGUUUUGGUGGCAUGGUUGGUUCUGCCGCAAUUCAGAGGAGCAGCUUUCAUAUACAACAGAGUUGUGAGGGAACAGUUCAGAAAGUACGGCAUCCUCAAACCCAAGAUUGGAAGUUGUUAUGAUGACAUGAAAGUCCUUGUGCUUGUCCAAUCUCGUCUUGGACGGGUUGACCCAGAAGAUAACUAG